AUGACCACACUGAACAUCAUCGACAUGGACGGUCGUUGCCAAGCUUACCGCUUUGUGGCCUAUUCGGCCGUCACUUUCUCGAUCAUCGCCAUUCUUGGUGCUGCCACCACCCUGCCAAUGGUGUACAACUAUGUGCACCAUGUUCGACGCACCAUGCAAACCGAACUCGGUUUCUGCAGGACCUCCGCUCGUGCAAUCUGGUCCGAAGUCGGUGGCAUGAAGGCCCCCUCAAACCGUACAGCUCGUCAAGUCAAUGACUGUACCGCUUGCUGUACCGGAGGAGGUGCUGGACCAACUGGACAACCAGGACAGCCCGGAAGACCC
This is a messenger RNA of Cylicostephanus goldi, 324 nucleotides long. NCBI's taxonomy places the organism in Eukaryota, Metazoa, Nematoda, Chromadorea, Rhabditida, Strongylidae. The record is from the annotation of a GenBank genome assembly.